Molecule: messenger RNA, 1064 nt
Organism: Euleptes europaea (tarantolino)
Lineage: Eukaryota; Metazoa; Chordata; Lepidosauria; Squamata; Sphaerodactylidae
Gene: FAABTP
Product: transmembrane protein 19
Exons: 6
Coding region: 1-1011 (336 amino acids)
Cellular component (GO): membrane
Source: RefSeq, a predicted model, not a curated record
AUGCCAUUUUAUUCGUGGGACGAUCUCUACAAACAAUAUUUAAAAAUGAUAACAAAUAUUAUCAUCUUGAGUGUACUUAUUUGUAUUUCUUUAUCGUUUUGGAUUGUGUCCAUGACUGCGAGCACCUAUUAUGGUGCUUUACGCCCUAUUUCUCCAUGUCGCUGGUUGUUUUCAAUUCUAAUUCCACUAAUGAUUGCUUCACGUGGAUUUAAGAAGAAAAGUCUAGAUCAUGGUGGAGCAAUAGGAGGUUUAUUAGUUGGAUUUAUUCUUACUGUUGCAAAUUACAGCUUUUUCACUGCCUUGCUCAUGUUUUUCAUUACAUCCUCUAAACUUACGAAGUGGAAAGGAGAAGUAAAAAAGAAAAUAGAUUCUGAAUACAAAGAAGGUGGACAGAGAAAUUGGGUGCAAGUUUUCUGCAAUGGUGGUGUACCUGCAGAAUUGGCACUACUGUACAUGAUUGAAAAUGGACCUGGUGAAAUUCCAAUUGACUUUUCCAAACAGUAUACAGCAUCCUGGAUGUGUCUGUCUUUGCUGGGUGCUUUGGCCUCCUGUGCUGGGGACACAUGGGCCUCAGAGAUUGGUACAGUCAUGAGUCAUGAACCCCGGUUAAUAACAACCUGGGAAAAGGUUCCAGUAGGUACCAACGGUGGUGUCACUGUAGUUGGCCUAAUCUCAAGCCUGCUUGGGGGCACAUCAGUAGGAGUGGCUUACUUCAUUUCUCAGUUGCUCUUUGUGAAUGAUCUGGAUAUGUCUGCUCCACAAUGGCCAAUUAUUGUGUUUGGUGGAAUAGCUGGCUUACUGGGAUCAAUGAUUGAUUCUUACUUGGGAGCCACCAUGCAAUACAGUGGUUUAGAUACUCGCACUGGAAUGGUUAUCAGCCAUCAGACAGAAGACACAAAGCAUAUAUCUGGAAAACCUAUUCUAGAUAACAAUGCAGUGAAUCUUUUUUCCUCUGUAGUUGUUGCUUUGUUGUUGCCUGGUCUGGCAUGGGGUUUUUGGCCAAGAGGGUAAACUCUCAUGAACAUAUCCUGAAUAGACAAGCUAUGACUGAAGGAUUCCCUACA